AAGAAAGAAAGAGAGAGAGAGAGAAAAAGAAAAGAAGUGAAAGAGAGAGAGAGAAGGAAAGAAAGAGAGAGAAAAAAAGAAAAGUGAAAGAGAGAGAGAGAGAGAGAAAAAGAAAAGAAGUGAAAGAGAGAGAGAGAAGGAAAGAAAGAGAGAGAAAAAAAGAAAAGUGAAAGAGAGAGAGAGAGAGAAGGAAAGAAAGAAAGAGAGAAAAAAGAAAAGUGAGAGAGAGAGAAGGAAAGAAAGAAAGAGAGAAAAAAGAAAAGAAGUGAGAGAGAGAAGGAAAGAAAGAAAGAGAGAAAAAAGAAAAGAAGUGAAAGAGAGAGAGAGAGAAGGAAGGAAAGAAAGAAAGAAAGAGAGAGAAAAAAAGAAAAGAAGUGAGAGAGAGAAGGAAAGAAAGAAAGAGAGAAAAAAAAGAAAAGAAGUGAGAGAGAGAAGGAAAGAAAGAAAGAGAGAAAAAAAGAAAAGAAGUGAGAGAGAGAGAAUGCUCGAAACGUCGAAUUCUCUAUUCCUGAGAUGCUGCCUAACCUGCUGUGCUUUGACCAGCAACACAUUUGCAGAGAGAGAGAGAAGGAAGGAAAGAAAGAAAGAAAGAGAGAGAAAAAAGAAAAGAAGUGAGAGAGAGAAGGAAAGAAAGAAAGAGAGAAAAAAAGAAAAGAAGUGAGAGAGAGAGAGAGAAUAGUGAAGGGAAGAGAGAAAAAGAAAAGUGAAAGAGAGAGAAAAAGAAAUGAAGUGAAAGAGAGAAGUAGACAAUAGUGAAGGAGGAAGAGAGGAAAAAAAUAGCGAAGGAGGAAGAGAGAGAUAGAAAAAGAAAAUUGUGAAAGAGAGAGAAAAAAUAGUGAGGGAAAGAGAGAAGGAGAAAAUAGUGAAGGAGGGAGAGAGAAAAUCUAGUGACGGAGGAAGAGAGUAAAGGAGAAAAUAGUGAAGGAGGGAGAGAGAAAAAGGAAAUAGUGAACGAGAGAGACAGAAGAAGAAAAUAGUGAGUGAGAGAGGAGGAGAAAGUAGUGAGAGGGGGAAGAUAGUGAAGGAAAAAAGAGAGAGAAAGGGAAGAUAGUGCAGGAAAGAGAGGAGGAGAGAGUAGUGAAGGAGAGAGGGAACGAACAGAGUGAGGUGGGGGUGAAGAAAAAGAAAGUGAAAAAGGAAAAAGAGAGAAAAUAGUGAAGGGAGAGACUUUAAAUGGGAAAUAUAUAAUAGAGUUAUCAGAGAGAAAGCAGUGAAUGAGAGAGAGUAUACACUGGCAAAUACAUAAAUGUAGAGUUAUCACAGAGUGAGGGAGAGCGUUUACAUUUGACAUAUAGAGUACGCAAGUUAUCGAAAAGAGAGAGAAUGAGGAAAUAGGGAGCGUGUGUUGGGGGAGGAAAUCAGGGAAAAUGCAAAUUGUGUCCUCCACAACAACCCCCUGAUGAAGGAGCGUCGCUCCGAAAGCUAGUGCUUCCAAUCAAACCUGUUGGACAAUCAUCUGGUGUUGUGUGAUUUUUAGCAGAGAGUGAGAGAGAGAGGAGAAGGAGGGAGCCCGGAGCUUGGGCGAGUGUCUGGUAAAGCCGGGUGUAGUUGCUGGCUGGAGACGGGAGAGAGAGGGCGACGGAGAGAGAGAGAGAGAGACACACACACACACAGACGGGAGAGAGAGAGAGACACAGAGAGAGAGAGAGACACACACAGAGGGAGAGAGAGAGACACACACACAGACGGGGAGAGAGAGAGACACAGAGAGAGAGAGAGACAGACACAGAGGGAGAGAGAGAGAGAGAGACACACACAGAGGGAGAGAGAGAGACACACACACACAGACGGGGAGAGAGAGAGACACAGAGAGAGAGAGAGACAGACACAGAGGGAGAGAGAGAGACACACACAGAGGGAGAGAGAGAGACACACACACACAGACGGGGAGAGAGAGAGACACAGAGAGAGAGAGAGACACACACAGAGGGAGAGAGAGAGACACACACACACAGACGGGGAGAGAGAGAGACACAGAGAGAGAGAGAGACAGACACAGAGGGAGAGAGAGAGAGACAGACACAGAGGGAGAGAGAGAGAGACAGACACACACAGAGGGAGAGAGAGAGACACACACGCAGACAGAGAGAGAGAGAGAGAGAGAGAGGGGACAGUGUGAUUGCACCCCGCACCUUCCCCCAGGGCGAAGAGGGGAGUACCUGUCACCCCCCCCUCCCCUCCCCGUGGGGGUGUAGAAAUCGGAGUGAGCCAUGGAGAGGUUCCUGCAACACCUUGCGGACCUGGAGAAGGCGGACGGAGACGACUGCGGAUUCGGGAUGGAGUUCACUAGCAUGAAGAGGAGUCUGGCUUCAGUCAGUGACCAGUCGGAACUGAGCACUGAGGCUGGGAGCGCGAGAAGCAACAUGAAGAAGAAUCGAUACAAAGAUAUCCUGCCAUACGACCAGACGCGAGUGCCUCUGACGCUGCUGCUGCAGGAAGGCUAUUCCGACUACAUCAACGCCAACUUCAUCCGGGGCAUUGGCGGUGAGAAAUACUACAUUGCCACCCAAGGCCCCCUGGGGCAGACCGUGACGGAUUUGUGGAGGAUGAUUUGGGAGUACCACGUUAAGGUUGUCGUCAUGGCGUGCCGGGAGUUUGAGCUCGGGAAGAGGAAGUGUGAGCGAUACUGGGCGACCAAGGAGGAAGGCACAGUCGUCUUUGGACCUUUCACUGUCACUCACGUUGGUGAGGAGUCCCUGCGGGAUGAGGUCUCCAUUCGGACCCUCUCAGUCACCAUGCUGGAUGAAGUGGAUGUGCGGACCGUUGUCCAGUUCCAGUACACUGCGUGGCCGGAUCACGGCAUUCCGAAAGAUUUCGACUCGCUCCUGGAGAUGAUUGAUCUGAUGCACAAGCACCAGGGGGCGCUCAGCUCCCCCAUCUGUGUCCACUGCAGUGCCGGGUGUGGAAGGACUGGAGUCAUCUGUGCCGUCGACUAUGUUCGCUGCAUGAUACAGAGGAAGUCCCACCAGCUGAAGGAGGGAAAGAUGGGGCUUCCGUGA
This is a messenger RNA of Hemiscyllium ocellatum (epaulette shark), 2999 nucleotides long. RefSeq names its product tyrosine-protein phosphatase non-receptor type 18-like. Lineage: Eukaryota; Metazoa; Chordata; Chondrichthyes; Orectolobiformes; Hemiscylliidae. The record is from RefSeq and is a predicted model, not a curated record. The transcript has 11 exons. Gene Ontology annotation, molecular function: non-membrane spanning protein tyrosine phosphatase activity. Bases 2211 to 2999 code for a protein of 262 amino acids. Gene Ontology annotation, biological process: peptidyl-tyrosine dephosphorylation. Gene Ontology annotation, cellular component: cytoplasm; nucleus.